AUGCGUUCUCGUCGUGACCUUUCGCGUUCUUCCAGCAAAGGCUGUUUGAAAAGAGUGGUUAUCGAGGGUUUGAAACCGCCUUUCGACAAGGAUAACACUAUCCGCACUUGGCUUGCAAGAUAUGGGACCGUUGAAGGCAAGCACAUCGAAAGAUUUUACAACAGCCUUGUCGUCAAGUUCUCUUCGGAACUACAGGCAGCAGAAGCGGUUCGGUGUGAGAACGGGAUUCGCAGCUCAGGCUCUAACAUCAAGGUGCACCUCGCUGACUCGGAAACAAUACGGCAGCUCAUUCAAAGGCAUUCCAGACGGAAGAGGUCUUUAUCGCAGCAACAGAGACGCAGUACUAGUUCUAGAUCAGAGUCGUCCACGAGACCUGCUCGCAAGCCUCGUUUGAAAACGUUGGGCUCUCGUGGCCUAGAUGUCAAGAGCCAGGCGCCCAAACGCGAAUCAUCAGCUCAGGAGUCGAGGGAGGCAACGACUUCGGCACAACCGCAACAUCAGCGUCAUUCUCGUCAACGCUUCUCCACUUCUCAAAGUUCCAACGAAUAUGACGUGGCUGUAUUGGCCAUUACGCACGACCUGGUGCAGUACGCGGAAACGGUGCAGGCUCUGCUCCAUCGCCGCGCCAUCGAGGAGGGAAGCUUGCUUUUAGACCACGAUCGGCAAAAGCAACAGCAGCAGGAGGUGUCGGAACUGCAUUUCCGCUCACCCAGGGUGAAAAUCAUGGUAUUGAUGAGUGUGGACCAUAUCGCGCCCUGUAUGCAGGACCUUGGGGAGGAGGGUGUGCUCUUCGCCAUCCUCCUCAACGUCGCCAACAUGACGCACAACUCGUGCACUCUUCGUAUCCUACACUCCUCUACGCAACAGGAACAUCGCAACAUGCCGCUACCCGAUGCAAUAGACCUGCUUUUGCGAGACUUCGCUGAUUACCUGGAAGCCGAAGCAGCUUCUUCGGCUGGCAGCGUUGCCGUUUUGAAAGCAUCCUCCCCGCUUCCUCUGCCGGCACCACUAUCACCGACUUUUCAACAGCAUUUACAACAAUCGCAUCAGCAGCAAAGUCACCAGCAAACGCAUCACCGUCGUCGCUGUUGCCGUCAUCGGCAUCGACACACCUCCCUCUCGUCCCUCUCCACUUGCACCUCUAUCUCCUCCUCAUCACUGUCCUUCAGAAGUGCCUCCUCCUCGGCCACCUCUUCGUCAAACCACCUGCAGAAAUCGAGGCGAAAGUCCCAUCAGUCGCAACAGCAGAAGCAACUCCGUCUACACCAUCGCCAUCACCAUCAACAACAACAGCAUUCGACGAGGGAGGAGGCAGAUACAUCUGUAACGGCGUUGGGGGCAGAAACGAUUCCAGCACCGGACGAUCCCAACUUCUUGGCGCCAUCGCGUCAUGUCGCAGUGCUUCUUCGCAUGCUAGCCGAUUCGCGCAUUCUCUCGGUAGGCGAGUUGGACGAAAUUUCCGCCUUCAUUGCUCAACGCCGUGCACGAUUGACCAGCGAACUCACUGCAGCCGAAUCAUUGGUGCACCGCUUGCCUUCCUCACCCCACUUAUACAUCGACACAUCAGAGGCGUUACAGAUGAAUGAGACGGCCUUCUCAAGUGCCAGCGAGGUGAUCGUCACACCAAACGUUGGACCAAAGGAGCCGGAGUUUUUACACAGAGAAGCACUCCCCGUUAGCCGUUACCAGGCCAUAUUCAGCGACCCGUCUAAUCGACGUCGUCUGCGAGCUCACCGCGGCUUGAGAGGAAGGCCAUCUGCGGAUUCAGGUGUCUUGUCGUCCUCGGGCAGAGUUGGCGAGCUCACCUCAUAUACUUCACAGAAGGAAGGUUUCCUCUGUGAAUGCCAGAGCUUGCGAAGAGUGGGGACAGAAGAGAGGAAAGGACUGCCAGAACUGCGUCGAUCGGCUAUCGACAUAUCGCCCAUCGGUGGACCGUGGAAGUUUGUGUGCCUCUGGGAAUACCUUGUAGCAAUGAGCCGCUGUAACUCCAUCUGUUGUGGUCCCUACUGUUCCACCCUUCCUUUCUGA
This is a messenger RNA of Echinococcus granulosus, 2028 nucleotides long. RefSeq lists its product as hypothetical. Gene Ontology annotation, molecular function: nucleic acid binding. The transcript is spliced from 6 exons. The coding region runs from base 1 to 2028 and encodes 675 amino acids. The record is from RefSeq and is a predicted model, not a curated record. NCBI's taxonomy places the organism in Eukaryota, Metazoa, Platyhelminthes, Cestoda, Cyclophyllidea, Taeniidae.